This is a messenger RNA of Dicentrarchus labrax (European seabass), 1570 nucleotides long. It is a transcript of the gene ninj1, whose product is annotated as ninjurin 1. NCBI's taxonomy places the organism in Eukaryota, Metazoa, Chordata, Actinopteri, Moronidae. The transcript is spliced from 3 exons. Bases 359 to 694 code for a protein of 111 amino acids. Gene Ontology annotation, biological process: tissue regeneration; cell adhesion. Gene Ontology annotation, cellular component: membrane. The record is from RefSeq and is a predicted model, not a curated record.
UCUGGAGAGCAGCCUCAGAUGCUUUCACUUCUGCUGGUCCCACGCUCUGUGAGGACAGCCACCCUCAUGAUGGAGGGGCGGUAGUCUGGAGGUUUUGCCCCCUCUUGUCGUCACAGCAGUCUUUUAUAAACAGUCUGUGCCUGCCUCCGCCGGCUGGACCAACAAAUUUGUGAGUGUGUGUUGAAGCUCACACUACAUAUGACCGACGAACUUUGGGAUAUAACGCGGUUAUUAACAAGAUGGCAACAGAAAACUUGGAAAUGAACGGUGAUGCUGGCGGCGAGGCUGAGUCAGGGUUUGUGUUUGUGUUCAGGUCCCGCUGCGACCCCGCUUCAGGAGGCAACAGGGACCUUUGAACAUGAACCAUUACGCCAAUAAGAAGAGCGCGGCAGAGAGCAUGCUGGAUGUGGCUCUGCUGUUGGCCAAUGCCUCGCAGCUGAAGGCCGUGCUGGAGCAAGGACCAGACUUCACCUUCUAUGUGCCCCUUAUUACUCUCAUUAGCAUCUCCCUCAUCCUGCAGAUCGUGGUGGGAAUUCUGCUCAUCUUCAUAGUGAAGUGGAACCUGAAUGAUGAAAGCAUGCACUACAAGCUGAACAUCUUGGAGAACAUCGCCACGGCCUUUGUCUUUAUCAUUGUCGUGGUCAACGUCUUCAUCACAGCCUUUGGUGUGCAGCGACCAAACCAAAGUUCUUGAUCAAGCUUUUACAUGAUGACUCUCCCUGAGUGAUGAUCAACUAAGGAAAGAUGGACAGGACUUUUAUUUAUUCACCAAACUAAAUGGCACGUGUGUUUGCCAUUCUGUAAUACAACCUCCCACGCAUGCCACUUGAUACCCUGAGGAUCAGAUUACAGUGUUUGUGUGUGUGUGUGUGUGUUUGUGUGUUUGUGAGAGAGAGAGAGUGUAUGUAUGUGUGUUAGAGGGGUUCACUAUUUCUCUAACCAUGGCUAUGGACAAAUGUUUGGUCAAUCCUUCUUUGAUGUGUACAUUCCCCAGUUUAUUACCUCUUACAAUAUUCAGGUUACUUAUGCAAAUAAAUGGUUGCCUUUUCUUACAAAACAAACAUAUCAGGAGCAACGUACUGUAAUGGCAGUCACAAACAUUGUGAAUGUUUCCUGAAGAAAAAGACAUUCUACUGUUAUUCUAAGUAUCUGUCAGUCUAAGCUCAAUGUAUACUAAUAUCUGUAGAACAAAAGUAAACCUAAUAACCUUAUCACCACAGCGUAAUCCAAAUGCAAUUCUUAACAGUAAGAAUCAGGAGCCAUCUUGGCCUCCUGUUGCUCCUGUGGCUUUACAUGAUAUAACAGCUUUAUUAUGGGAGCAAAGGUUGUACAGUGUUAUAAACCUCAACCAACUAAUGAAGUGGACCUUACAUGCUUUGUUUCUUUAAGUGCUAUACAAAGUCUAGUGUGAUGUGUGAACAGAUGUAUAUAUUAGUUAAUGUCUAUAAGUGUUUGUGGUUAUUUUUUAUGCUUUUUUUUUAAAGGCCCAACUAUUUUCACAGCUUUUACUAUGUGAUCUCGAAUUACACACACUGUUUUAAAUAAAAUGAUAAAUGAAACUAAAAAAAAA